Molecule: messenger RNA, 2133 nt
Organism: Dipodomys ordii (Ord's kangaroo rat)
Lineage: Eukaryota; Metazoa; Chordata; Mammalia; Rodentia; Heteromyidae
Gene: Blk
Product: BLK proto-oncogene, Src family tyrosine kinase
Exons: 14
Coding region: 542-2035 (497 amino acids)
Biological process (GO): protein phosphorylation; cell differentiation; cell surface receptor protein tyrosine kinase signaling pathway
Cellular component (GO): extrinsic component of cytoplasmic side of plasma membrane
Molecular function (GO): non-membrane spanning protein tyrosine kinase activity; ATP binding; signaling receptor binding
Source: RefSeq, a predicted model, not a curated record
CUGAGCGGAAUCGCCUUCCAGCAUCAGGUGCGGGUUUGCUCACCCUGCCCGACCCAGAGAGGAAGAGCACCAGCCAUGCCGUUAAACCAAAGCCCCACGAGAAAACACGGUGGCGGCAGAGGGGCGUGGUGACUGGAAAGGCCAGCGCCCACUGUCCUUCCUGCUCAGCUUCCCUGGGGGCGGAGGGGCCACGGGACGCGGUGAACCCCCGAAGGCUUGGAGGUGCCGGGCGCAUGUUGAGCUGCUCCUUGGGGAAGUGCUCGCUGAUGGGGUACACACCUGCCUGUUACCAGCAGGAAGCCACAAGCUACACAAACUGAUAGAGAUGAGAGGAGCCUGGGGACCGGCCUUUCCUUCGGACCUGCACCCAGAGCUUGCCGGUUACCGCUAGAAGGCCGCUCCACCACACAGGCCCCGGGAGCUCGGGAGACACCAUGAAAAGCCACUGACGCCCUGCGAGGUAGCGUUUUGAGCCUUGUGCCUGGGCCGGCCUUAGACAUGAUCUUCCUACCUCUGUGUCCCGACUAGCUGCGACUGCAGGAUGGGGCUGCUGAGCAGUAAAAGGCAGGUCAGCCAGAAGGCGGAGGGCCCCAGGAAGGCCCGCCCCCAGAGCGACGUGCCCCCUCCACUGCCACCCCUGGUCAUCUUUAACCACCUCACCCCUCCACCCCCGGACCAGCACGCAGACCGAGAGGAGCGUUUUGUGGAGGCCUUGUAUGACUACGAGGGGGUGAAUGACCGGGACCUGCAGAUGGUGAAGGGGGAGAAGCUGCAGGUCUUGAAGGAAACCGGAGAGUGGUGGCUGGCCAAGUCGCUUGUCACGGGAAGAGAAGGCCUCGUGCCCAGCAACUUUGUGGCCGCCGUAGAGUCCCUGGAAGUGGAGAAGUGGUUCUUCAGGACUAUCAGCCGGAAAGAGGCGGAGAGGCAGCUGCUGGCACCCAUGAACAAGGCCGGCUCCUUCCUCAUCCGGGAGAGCGAGACCAGUAAAGGUGCCUUUUCCCUGUCUGUGAAGGACGUGAGCUCCCAGGGGGAGGUGGUCAAGCACUAUAAGAUCCGCUCGCUGGACGAAGGGGGCUAUUACAUCUCCCCCAGGAUCACCUUCCCCUCCCUCCAAGCCCUGGUGCAGCACUACUCCAAGAAGGGGGAUGGGCUGUGCCAGCAGCUGGCGCUGCCCUGUGUGGCCUUGGCCCCCCAGAACCCCUGGGCGCAGGACGAGUGGGAAAUCCCCCGGCAGUCACUCAAGCUAGUCCGCAAACUCGGGUCUGGGCAGUUUGGAGAGGUCUGGAUGGGUUACUACAAAAACAACAUAAAGGUGGCCGUGAAGACGCUGAAGGAGGGAACCAUGUCCUCGGAAGCCUUCCUGGGCGAGGCCAACCUCAUGAAAACGCUGCAGCACAAGAGGCUGGUGCGGCUCUACGCCGUGGUCACCAGGGAGCCCAUAUACAUCGUCACGGAGUACAUGGCCAGAGGAUGCCUGCUGGACUUCCUGAAGACAGAGGAAGGAGGCAGGCUGUCCAUCCCAAGACUUAUCGACAUGUCGGCCCAGAUUGCCGAAGGAAUGGCGUACAUUGAACACAUGAAUUCCAUCCAUCGCGACCUGCGGGCAGCCAACAUCCUGGUGUCUGAGACUUUGUGCUGCAAAAUUGGAGACUUCGGGCUGGCCCGGAUCGUGGAUAGUGAAUACACAGCCCAAGAGGGAGCCAAGUUCCCCAUCAAGUGGACGGCGCCCGAGGCCCUCCACUUUGGGGUGUUCACCAUCAAGGCGGACGUGUGGUCCUUCGGAGUCCUCCUCAUGGAGCUGGUCACCUACGGCCGUGUACCCUACCCAGGCAUGAGCAACCCGGAGGUCAUCCGCAGCCUGGAGCGGGGCUACCGCAUGCCGCGCCCAGACACGUGUCCCCCGGAACUGUACCGCAACGUCAUCUCCGAGUGCUGGCGCAGCCGGCCGGAGGAGCGGCCGACCUUCGAGUUCCUGCAGUCGGUGCUGGAGGACUUCUACACGGCCACGGAGGGCCAGUACGAGCUGCAGCCCUAGCCGCCGCCCGCCGCCCCGGGGCCAGCCUGGCUGCGGGCAGCCGGGGUGGUGCUCGCCAGGCGCUUCCCACUCAGCAGCCGCGGCUGUGAGUCCUCCAC